CUUUAGGUGGGUCCAUAUACCGCACUACAAACAUCAAAAAAAUCCUCACACACACAUGUACAAAUCACCACCAUGCUCAAUUCCUACCCAUUAUAUAAAGCCAUGUCAUUAAGAACUCCCUCACACCCUUUUUUUUCCCUCCUUAAGAUCACUUCCUCCUCUUCCCUCAUCCACCUCUCCUUAUUCUUAUUUCUCAAUCGCCAUUUUUCAUUAACUUACCUUGCAUCAUAUAUAUAACAUAUUGGCACAUAUAUAACGCACUAUUUAUAUUGUAUCAUAUAUAUUUGUGCAUAUACAGUUGUUUGGGUUGCUAAGACCAUGGGUAACGUAGACUAUGCGUACCCUUCGGCCAUGAACGUUGAGAGCGUGCACCACGUGGCGGUUCCUCCACCUCAGCCAUUUUUCAAGUCUCUAAAGUACUCUCUCAAGGAAACCUUCUUCCCUGAUGACCCUUUGAGGCGGUUUAAGAACCAGCCAGCCUCAAAGAGGUUCGUGCUUGGUCUUCAAUACUUCUUCCCCAUUUUCGAAUGGGCACCCAACUACACUUCUCAGUUCUUGAAAUCUGACCUCAUAGCUGGCAUCACCAUCGCUAGCUUGGCUAUUCCUCAGGGCAUUAGUUAUGCCAAGCUCGCCAACCUUCCUCCAAUUCUUGGACUAUAUUCGAGCUUUAUACCACCGUUGAUAUAUGCGAUGAUGGGUAGCUCCAGGGAUUUGGCGGUGGGGACUGUGGCGGUUGGAUCGCUACUCAUGGGCUCCAUGUUGAGUAAUGAGGUUAAUCCCAAUGAAAACCCAAAGCUUUUCCUCCACCUUGCUUUCACUGCUACAUUCUUUGCUGGUGUAUUGCAGGCUGCACUGGGUCUGUUUAGGUUGGGGUUUAUCGUGGAUUUUCUAUCACACGCAACCAUAGUAGGGUUCAUGGGAGGAGCAGCCACUGUGGUUUGCCUGCAGCAGCUUAAAUCGAUUCUUGGCCUUGAGCAUUUCACCCAUGCGGCCGAUCUCGUAUCAGUCAUGCGCUCCGUUUUUGCCCAAACUCAUGAGUGGAGGUGGGAAAGCGCCGUGUUAGGAUUUUGCUUCAUUUUCUUUCUCCUUGUCACGAGAUACUUCAGCAAAAAACAACCAAAGUAUUUUUGGGUAUCAGCAAUGGCGCCGUUGACGUCCGUUAUAUUGGGAAGCCUGCUGGUUUAUUUCACUCACGCCGAGAACCACGGCGUUCAAGUGAUAGGAGAAUUGAAAAAAGGGUUGAAUCCACCAUCGCUCACAAACUUGGUAUUUGUGUCACCUUAUAUGACCACAGCUAUGAAAACAGGUCUUGUCGUUGGCAUAAUAGCGCUUGCGGAAGGAAUAGCAGUGGGAAGGAGCUUUGCAAUGUUUAAAAAUUACCAUAUUGAUGGUAACAAAGAAAUGAUAGCUAUUGGAACCAUGAACAUAGUCGGUUCUUUCACCUCUUGCUACCUCACAACAGGGCCAUUUUCGCGUUCAGCUGUGAACUAUAAUGCUGGAUGCAAGACAGCAGCAUCCAAUAUUAUAAUGUCAAUUGCAGUGAUGUUGACAUUGUUAUUCCUAACACCCUUGUUCCAUUACACUCCUCUAGUUGUACUAUCAGCCAUAAUUGUAUCUGCAAUGCUUGGCCUCAUUGAUUAUCAAGCAGCCAUCCAUUUGUGGAAGAUUGACAAAUUUGAUUUUGUGGUGUGCAUGAGUGCAUACAUUGGUGUGGUCUUUGGCAGUGUUGAAAUUGGCUUAGUCAUAGCUGUUGCAAUAUCUAUACUUCGGAUACUUCUAUUUGUUGCGAGGCCAAGGACAUUUGUUUUGGGCAACAUUCCAAAUUCUGUGAUAUACAGAAAUGUUGAGCAAUAUCCAAAUGCUAAUCAUGUUCCUGGAAUUCUAAUUCUAGAGAUUGAUGCACCAAUUUACUUUGCCAAUGCAAGCUAUUUAAGAGAGAGGAUCACAAGGUGGAUUGAUGAAGAGGAAGACAGAAUCAAAACUACAGGAGAGACAAAUUUGCAAUAUGUUAUAAUGGAUAUGAGUGCUGUUGGGAAUAUUGAUACAAGUGGAAUAAGUAUGGUUGAAGAGAUCAGAAAGAUUGCGGAAAGAAGAGGGCUACAACUUGUUUUGGUCAAUCCUGGGAGUGAGGUGAUGAAGAAACUAAACAAAUCCAAGCUCCAAAAUGAUAUAGGGAAGAAAUGGAUCUAUUUAACUGUUGAGGAGGCCGUUGGAGCAUGCAACUCCAUGCUUCGUGCAUGCAAAAUGAAUAGCAAGAAAGAUGAAUCUGAGGGUUGGAACAAUGUGUAACUGUGAGCCAUACACCACUGAGUAUUUUAAAAAGCUCAGAAAGCUUAUUCGUUUUUGUCUCAGCUAUAUAACAAUUAUUAGAAUAUGUGGUGUGAGAGUUUGUGAAUCAUGCCGCAGAAGUUUUACGGGCAUCAGAAAAUGAGAAAAUGAAAGAUGCAUGGGUCUUCUAAUUUCUUAACUUCGCUUCCUAAGUUGGAAGAAAAAUUCCUACAUGGUCUGUUGAAUCAUUAUGUAUCAUGCUUGAUAAUCUAUUCAAUAUUCAAAUGUAGUAAAAUAAUUGCCAUGAAUAUUGAAAAUGAUUGGCAAAAUUCUAGAACUAGAACAAAUCGAAGUGCAGGACUAUCCACAAGUUCUCAAGUUUAAAUCAUUAUU
Molecule: messenger RNA, 2661 nt
Organism: Abrus precatorius (Indian licorice)
Lineage: Eukaryota; Viridiplantae; Streptophyta; Magnoliopsida; Fabales; Fabaceae
Product: sulfate transporter 3.1-like
Exons: 12
Coding region: 319-2289 (656 amino acids)
Biological process (GO): transmembrane transport
Cellular component (GO): membrane
Molecular function (GO): secondary active sulfate transmembrane transporter activity
Source: RefSeq, a predicted model, not a curated record